GCUGGGCCCCAGCACCGCCUCAGUCCCUGGGCGCUCGCUGGAGGGGGUGGCUGGGACCGUUAGCUCGCCAGGCUGGCAGGCUCCGGGCCGCUACUCCACUGGCGGCCGGGAUGGAGACGAUGCGAGCACAGCGGCUGCAGCCUGGAGUGGGCACCAGCGGGAGGGGUACUCUGCGAGCGCUUCGGCCCGGAGUGACUGGGGCCGCGGCUGCCACCGCCACACCCCCAGCAGGGCCCCCGCCCGCACCGCCGCCCCCUGCACCGCCCCCGCCGCCCCUGCUCCUAGCCGGGGCCCCUGGGCUGCCGCUGCCCCCGGGCGCCGCCGGCAGCCCCGCGGUGCUGCGGGAGGCUGUGGAGGCCGUGGUGAGGAGCUUCGCCAAGCAUACGCAGGGCUAUGGCCGAGUGAAUGUGGUGGAGGCACUUCAGGAAUUCUGGCAGAUGAAGCAGUCCCGUGGGGCAGACCUGAAGAAUGGCGCUCUUGUGGUUUAUGAGAUGGUUCCCUCCAACAGCCCUCCUUACGUCUGCUAUGUCACUCUACCUGGGGGAAGCUGCUUUGGGAGUUUCCAGUUUUGCCCUACAAAAGCUGAGGCUCGGCGGAGUGCUGCAAAGAUUGCACUGAUGAACUCUGUGUUUAAUGAACAUCCUUCCCGAAGAAUCACUGAUGAGUUCAUUGAGAAGAGUGUCUCUGAGGCUCUGGCAUCUUUCAAUGGCAACAGGGAGGAAGCUGACAACCCAAAUACAGGGAUUGGUGCCUUCCGAUUCAUGCUGGAAUCCAAUAAGGGCAAGUCAAUGUUGGAGUUCCAGGAACUAAUGACAGUUUUUCAGCUGCUGCACUGGAAUGGCAGCCUUAAGGCCAUGAGGGAAAGACAGUGCUCUCGGCAGGAAGUGUUGGCUCAUUAUUCACACCGGGCGUUGGAUGAUGAUAUUCGCCACCAAAUGGCAUUGGACUGGGUGAGCCGGGAGCAGAGUGUGCCAGGGGCACUGUCUAGAGAGCUGGCCUCUACUGAGCGGGAGCUGGAUGAAGCCCGGCUGGCAGGCAAGGAGCUGCGCUUCCACAAGGAGAAGAAGGAUAUUCUCCUGCUGGCUGCUGGGCAGUUGGGCAAUAUGCAUUCUUCUAGCUGUUAGGUGUCCACUCACAUACUCCCCGUCCUCUCUCGGCCCUUUUUUUAAUAAUGUCUUUUCUAAGACUUAGUUGAUUUCUGUACAUACUUUCUCAAUUUUAUACUUUAAAUAUAUAUAUAUGUAUAUGUAUAUGUAUAAAUUCUACACUUGGAUUCCUAUUUGCUGAGAGAUACCUUUUCUUCUGGUUUUUGGAUGUCGUUUCAUUUGAAACAUCACCACUCCACUUUGUAAGAAGAGGAGGCUGUCUUCAGAGCUUGUUGGCUCUUACCCUUCCAGUAACUCUGUGUAGCCAUUUCAAUAGCACAAGAUGAUUGACAAAGUGUUCUUAUAAUAUGACAGGGAGCUUGAAUAAGGAUUAUGUGCCCUACCCUCACUCUCAUUCCUUUCUCUUGGAUUCCAGACAGGGUGUGAGUAUGAAGCUUUUGGUUUUGGUUUAUCUUGAGCUGAGCCUACUUGAUAGAGUUGUUCCUCCAGCAACUAGAUAUUUCCUAGCCUAGACUCCCCCUACCCCACCACCACCACCUUAUUCCUUUUCUGCCUUCAAGUGGCACUUCACUUUGAGGCUGGUAUCUUAUUGUUAAAACCAUUCCUGAGAAACUUCCCAGAAAGAGGAGAGGACUUAUAAACACACCCAUAGGUGUUUAUCACCUAAAUUACCUCUGGGGCAUAGAUAACAUAUCAAGCUGGUCCUCGAGCUUCCCAGAUGAGCUUUCUCCGGAGAGGGUCAGUGUUGAAGCUGCUUAUCUUCAAGUAUUCCUGUUUCUCUCCUUCUCCCCCCUCACCCAGCUUAGCUGAGUCCAGUAUUAGACCUUCCUGCCUGCUGAAAUUGGUAGAAGGGAAAACAUUUCCCUAAUCCCACUCCUCCUAUCAUUUCACUCUUUGGAAACAGCUGUCCUGUUUGGUGAGGGCCAUCCAUGUUCCUCUCUCUCUCUCGAAGUUGCUGCUAUGUGCUACCUUAGAUGUCCAUGGAUUCAGUUGUUUUCUCUCUUUUCUUUCUUCUUCUUCCAUGUUGAUUAUUAGAGCAUGAGUCAAUCAGGAAAAGGAGCCUAGCAUUAUGGCACUUCCUAAUUGGAAUCUUGGGAGACUGUAGGAGGGAGAAGAGGCUCAAUGAUCAACUAUAUGUGUUUUUAAGAUUCCCUCUCCUGAUGCCCCCCCACCCCUGCCCCUGUCCUGGGUAAAUAGGAGAGAAAUGAUAGGGAGUACAGCUGGGAGAAUUUUUUGUAGGUUUCUCAAAGACAUACUUCCCCUUGUUUCUGUAAUCUCCUUUAUAUUGUAUUAUAUAUAGCUCAGUGCACUUUCUAAAAUGUGCUUGGGACGUUUCAUGUUUCUGCAAUUGGAAUUUCCAUUUAAUGAUGAUACACUUUGUUUUUAGAAAUAGUUAGGAAAUAGGCCACAAUUUUCUCUUUUGGACCAGAUAGGGAUAAGAUGAAAGUCAGCUUUUUGGCCUUCGAAAUCAUCUUGGUGACUAGUUCAUAUGGGAUCAGUGGUAAGGAGUCUAGCAACUGUUUUAGUGUUUGAAAGGGAUCUCUUUGAAUUUUCCAAGCUCCAUCUCUAUACACCAUGGAGCACUAAUAGGGUCAGAAUAGAGGCUCCUACAUUAAAUAAUAGGUAUGUCUGUUCAGAUUUUAUUCAUAUUUAUAAUCCAGAAAUCCUAAACCCUCAUUUUUCCUAUGCUCCUUUCUCUGGAAAGCGUGAAGUGGUGUGAGUUUUGGGAAGAAUUUCCUCUUGCACCUCCUGGAUUGAUUAUUUUUCUCAAAUAACAACCUUAAGAUCCCAAAGAACUUGAGAAAAAUUCCCUGAUCUGUCAUUUUCAUUGUUACAAGAAUUUACUUGUCUUUUUAGUAGUUUCUAUGUAUUUUAUAUGUAUAAUUUUAUACAAUUAAAAAUAGAUUUUUGUCUAGUGA
Molecule: messenger RNA, 3025 nt
Organism: Mustela lutreola (European mink)
Lineage: Eukaryota; Metazoa; Chordata; Mammalia; Carnivora; Mustelidae
Gene: LIX1L
Product: limb and CNS expressed 1 like
Exons: 6
Coding region: 111-1124 (337 amino acids)
Biological process (GO): autophagosome maturation
Cellular component (GO): cytoplasm
Source: RefSeq, a predicted model, not a curated record